AUGCUUAUUUUGCUAUUAUCAAUAUCUACAAUAUUUGCUAAAUCUAUUUAAAUUAGUAAAGCAAUUGAAAUAGAAAAGUAGACUAAUCUGAAACAUGAUAAUGAACAUCAUAAAUUUAAAAUAAAAGUACCAGGAAAUGGGAUUGUCUAAUUAGAACCUACUAUUGGUACUUUAAUUUUUGCUAUUGAAAUCCAAGAUAAAAAUGCUAAUGUAGCUCUUGAAAGAGCAAAUAAUUUAGUUACCAAAGCACUAGAUGAAAUUAAAUAUAAUUUGCUAGGAGAGAAUUAUACUAUAGAGACUGGAAUAUUUUAAUUAUCUUUGAGAUAUGAUUAUACAACAGGAGUUUAAUAAUUAGUUGGAUAUUUGGUCACUAAUUAAUUGUAUGUAACUACAAAAAAUCUCUAACUGAUUGGUAAAAUUAUAACUGUGGGUGUCAAUGCAGGUUUAAAUAGAAUAGAUGGAAUUAACUAUUCAAAUAACUAAGAAGAAAUUGUAAAAGCUAAUGAUGAGGCUCUUAAAUUAGCAAUUUAAGACGCUUAACGAAAAGCUAAAUAAAUUGCUAAAUCAUUAAAUCUCAAAUUUAGUGAGAUUCUUGAUUUCAAAUAUUUGUAUAAUUAUAAUAGUCCAGUUUCAAAUUCUAAUGGACCAAGAGUAGCAUACGAUGUCGAUAGUAAAAUAUCAGGAACUCCAACUCCUAUUUUUGCAGCUAAAAAUAAUAUUAAAGUAGAUAUUGAAUUGAAAGUAUUAUUAAAAUGAG
Molecule: messenger RNA, 757 nt
Organism: Paramecium sonneborni
Lineage: Eukaryota; Ciliophora; Oligohymenophorea; Peniculida; Parameciidae
Source: the annotation of a GenBank genome assembly